AUAAUUUAUGAGCAGUCUGUGCUCAUCCCUAAACCUCAUCACUCCAAGUCUGUCUUUGGAGGGACAGACUUUUUCUGCAAGACAGACCAGUUAGUAGUGCGUAAAUUCACAGAGAAACAUGAAUGGAUAACAACAGAAAAUGGUAUUGGAACAGUGGGAAUCAGCAAUUUUGCACAGGAAGCUUUAGGAGAUGUUGUUUACUGUAGUCUGCCUGAAAUUGGGACAAAAUUGAACAAGCAAGAUGAAUUUGGUGCUUUGGAAAGUGUGAAAGCUGCUAGUGAACUCUAUUCUCCUCUGUCAGGAGAAGUAACUGAAAUUAAUGAAGCCCUUGCAGAAAAUCCAGGACUUGUCAACAAAUCUUGUUAUGAAGAUGGUUGGCUGAUCAAGAUGACACUGAGUAACCCUUCAGAACUAGAUGAACUAAUGAGUGAAGAAGCAUAUGAGAAAUACAUUAAAUCUAUUGAGGAGUGAAAAUGGAACCCCCCUAAAUAAAGUAGUAUGAAACAACUUGA
Miniopterus natalensis is the source of this 512-nucleotide messenger RNA. Lineage: Eukaryota; Metazoa; Chordata; Mammalia; Chiroptera; Miniopteridae. The record is from RefSeq and is a predicted model, not a curated record.